This is a messenger RNA of Diatraea saccharalis (sugarcane borer), 1649 nucleotides long. NCBI's taxonomy places the organism in Eukaryota, Metazoa, Arthropoda, Insecta, Lepidoptera, Crambidae. The record is from the annotation of a GenBank genome assembly.
UUUCCGCGUCGAAUGAUUCUGGCAGGCGGUUAGCGGAUGGCGCAUUUGCCUGCAAGACGCUUCACGGAGUGUACGUUAGUUUAGUUUACCAAUUUUCUGUGCGCAACCUACACCAACAACAACGCCAUUAUACCGGACUAUUGAUAGUGAUUUGUUAUUUCUGACGAGGAAAAUGAUAGGUGAAGAAGAACGCAGUCAUCAAUGUGGAGAAUGCGGCUUGACUCUCACUACACGCAGUGCAUUGACUGCUCACGCGAGAUCGCACCGCGUCGCAGCAGAUGCACAUCGAUGCGACGUGUGCCAUAAGACCUUUGCAGUGCCAGCACGACUAGUGCGCCACUACAGGACGCACACAGGAGAGAGGCCGUUCGAGUGCGAAUAUUGCCACAAGAUGUUUAGUGUGAAAGAAAACCUGCAGGUGCAUCGCCGCAUCCAUACCAAGGAGCGUCCGUAUCGUUGCAACGUUUGUGAUGCAGCAUUCGAACACUCCGGGAAGCUUCACCGCCAUGCGAGAAUCCACACAGGGGAGAGACCGCACGCCUGCCCUCAUUGCCACAAAACAUUUAUACAAUCUGGACAAUUAGUGAUUCACCUUCGCACACAUACCGGAGAGAAACCUUACCGUUGUCCAGCCCCUGGAUGUGGCAAGGGAUUCACUUGUUCGAAGCAGCUGAAGGUACAUUCUCGCACGCACACCGGUGAACGACCUUAUACCUGCGAUAUAUGUUUACGUGAUUUUGGUUAUAAUCAUGUACUGAAACUCCAUCGCUUCCAACAUUACGGAGAACGUUGCUAUCGUUGUACAGUAUGCGACGGCACGUUCAAUACAAAGAAGCAAAUGGAAGCUCACAUAUAUAAGGAACAUGGGUCGGAGACACCCCGUCCUACGCCUAUGCAAUCCACCGUUCCUAUGGUCGUUAAUGGUAACGUGGUGUGUGAAUUAGUCGAGGCAGCCCUGCAACAGUUACCGCCGACACCUCCUAGUUCACCACCUACAUCGCAAUGUUCGCUGGCGCCGGUCGCCACCGCUGCGGUUCCAUCGACGCCAUCUCCAUCCACUUCACCUUCACCACCAGCCCCUCACGUGCAAUAUACUAUAGCGAACUCUUCAUUACCACCUCGGAAACGGAAACUCAUACCGCAACCGGAAUCUAAUCCGGUUCCGAUUGUACGCCACACUUCAGUCAUACAGUUUGCUCCAGCCGCUGUUGAAUAAUCGUAAAGCUUAGUUAUAUUUUAUGAUUAAAUUGUUGUGUAAUGAAUGAAUAUUUGGUAGAAAAAUGAAAUAAUUCAUUGUGGCUUUGUUCUCUUUGAAGGCUGUCUUUGGAUUUUGAAUGAUAGAUUGUUGAAUAAAGGUGAUACGUUGAUUUCAGCUUGAAAUAUGUAGACGUAGUGAGACAAUUAAUAACUUGUAGCUAAAACUAAGAAUUGAGUAAAAGACUAAUAAAUUAUUAAGCUGUCUAAAAUGCAUUUGUGCCGUCAUUACUAUUAUAUAAGUUUUUAUAUUAAUCUUAUCUUAAAUAUAAUUAAACAUAAGUAAUGAAAAACCCAUUAAAAUAUUAUUUUUUAUUUCAAUUCAUAGUAUUAUUUUUUAUCUCAUCUAAAAUAAUUAAAAAAUCACCAAUCCCAGGUGCCCAAGAUUCGAAUCC